Molecule: messenger RNA, 1103 nt
Organism: Hemibagrus wyckioides
Lineage: Eukaryota; Metazoa; Chordata; Actinopteri; Siluriformes; Bagridae
Product: cyclin-dependent kinase 2-interacting protein-like
Exons: 5
Coding region: 120-755 (211 amino acids)
Source: RefSeq, a predicted model, not a curated record
GUUUCAUUUAGCAAAGAGAAAUAAUCCACGAGAAAGACGGACAGCGUGCUUGAUAAACAAGAUGUUCCUGACUGUUUAUUGGUUUAUUGUGUGACACUUAUGAUAGAGCUUAGGUUGAAAUGGACGAUGCUACAACCCCUGGCAGAAAAGGCAACUUGACUGGAAGUGCCAGAAAAGUGAAGGAUAACGCAGCAGACUGGCAUAAUUUAAUCCUGAAAUGGGAGCGUCUGAGUGACGAAGGAUCCUCCAUCGCAACCAAAAUAGUCAACUUCAGACUGAGCAAAGACAGGUCUGUGAAGGACCCUGAGGUCAUGAUGGAGGGCCAGAUUUCAUCUGCAGCUCCUGAAGAAAGACGUGCAUAUCAUAGCAACCCAGAGCUAGAGGAGGAAUGCACCAAACUACAGAAUAUUGUAGACAAAAUGGCCCACAUUCUGUCUAAAAUGGAAAAAAUGGUGUCUUCUGAGAAGGGGAUAUGUGAACUGGAGACAUUUCAGUAUGGAGAGAAUGGAAGACCAACACCACUGUUUCAUACUUGGUCCACAAAGCAGUUUGCCGAAGUGUCUUCUGGACUUUAUGAGGCUUACAAGCAGGAGCUGGCCCUUAAGAGCACCAUAUUACAGGAGGUGGCUCACACAACUAACCCAGAUCUCUGCAUGGUGUAUCUCUCCUGCUGGCUCUAUCAACCCUACAUCCAGGAUAACACCAAACUUCUCCUAGAGAGUUUAUUGAUGGAGACAGGCUACAGAGCUGUUUAAUUUAUUCAUUUGACUUUAUUUCUUAUUUAACAACACAUGAUGGAAUGGGAUGCAGUGUAUGCUAUAGAAUAGGCUGUAAAUUUGUACAGAAUAGUUCCGUGGAUAAUGGUAUAGCAUUUUCUAAUGAAAAAUUUGUUUUUACAUUGACAUUGUCUUGACACUGUUGUCAAGUGAAAAAAGCAGUGCAAUUAAUUCAGGGAAAAAUGCUAGUUAGCUAAACAGUAAGUGUGUGUCUGUAUCUUUUUUUUUCUCUCUCUGUGUGUAUAUACAAAUUUAUUUUAUUUCUUAUAAGACUCAAGUUCAUAUGUAAGGCAUAACAGAAUGGCACAAUCAUCAAAUAAAACAUGG